Messenger RNA from Ostrinia nubilalis (European corn borer), 2561 nucleotides. RefSeq lists its product as uncharacterized. The record is from RefSeq and is a predicted model, not a curated record. The coding region runs from base 180 to 1634 and encodes 484 amino acids. NCBI's taxonomy places the organism in Eukaryota, Metazoa, Arthropoda, Insecta, Lepidoptera, Crambidae. The transcript is spliced from 7 exons.
UUCAAUUGUCAUUAUUCGUCAAAGUUGGGCAACGGACGGGUUUUUGUGAUCAGGAUGAUACGUGUUUAUUUUUGUUAUUAAUUUCAAUUAUAAUGAGAUUAACAUCGUUUGCUCUCUGAAACUAUAGUGUACUAGUGCGUUGUUGUUACUUUUUGCUCAGUGCAGUGUUGUGAACAUCAAUGGCUUCUACGCCGAAGCAAGUGAACGGAUCAAACGGUGGCCCCUUGGGAAAGCGGAAGAAGUCGCGGGGGAGCAAGGGCUCGUAUCUUUCAAAGUGGUUAGACAAGACUUUACAUCACAUACAAGACUCUACUCCAAGCAUGGAUACGUACGAGACUUACGUCAAUCCUAAUUUGAAUUUUCCGUUGGUUAGUUCUCAAUUCGCGCCUGGCUUCGACCAAUAUCGGUACAUGUAUGGAUGUGCGGAGCCGAUGUCGCUUCCCACGCUUCCUAGUUAUUGCAGUCCUGCAGUUCCACCUCUGUAUAAUCACGAGUACCGGUAUACACAAAGCGUGAACAAGAGUAUCCAGGUGCAGAGGCCAAGAAUGCGGAGACGAAGCGAAAACAAGGCUGAGGAAGUGCACAGCACGCCAAAUAGUACACUGAGCAAUACAAAUUAUCUCCAACCAAAGAACUUCACGGAUAGUCAAGACUUUGCCAGCUUGCCGCCGAUAGUUACGUCAGUCGCCGACACGAAUUCGAACAGCGAUAUGAAUACUAAUGACAAAGAUGAUGGGAGUAACGCCAGAAGGUUCAGUGAUCCCUGUGUGAGAGGGCUGCCCGAUGUAGCCAGGCCUGCAAACGGUGAAGUUGAGUCUGACUCCGAGUCAAGCUCUGACUUGUCUGGCAGCCAAGUUGGCAGUAGACUUCUGACUCAUCUCCUUGAUCAGAUAAAAAGCCUAAAAUUUGCCAACAAUAGACUAAGCAAAGACUUAUUGGAGACGAAAGUGGAACUGGACAAUGUUCGCCAGCAGAAUAUGAUCCUGCAAAAAGGUUCCAGUUCAAGUUUAGGUGCAAACCACUCACCUUUAAAUGAUACCCGUAUGCUCGGCGGGCAGUACUCGCCCGGGUUCCUGUCGGAGCUGGUGCGCGAGAUACGGGACGCGGCGCGCGUGCGCGAGGAGGCAGUGUACUCGCGGGUGCGAGCGAUGGUACACGAGAGGACAGACAAUAAUCAUGCAACGUCCGAAGCCAAGUUCGCGGAGCAGGCUCUUGAAGAAAUCAAGAGCUCGCUCCGCGCGUCCGAGGCCGACCGGCGCCGCAUGAUGGAUCGCAUCGGCAAACUCGAGGACGAAUUGCGCCUCCUCAGGUUGACAAGCAUAGAAGCCAACGAGACGAAAGCGACGAACGGCAUCGAAGACGCGGAGACGCACCGCAUGCGCAAAGACCUGGCCGACCUGCGCAAGGAAAUGGCGGACAUGCGGAAGGCGAAGCAGAACGCCGAGGAGCACGCUCUCAAGUUGGAGCGCCUCGUGACGCAACUACGCUCGAAAUUCAACGGUCUAGCAGUCACCAGCGGUCCGGAAUCUUUACCCAGCGACGCGGAACACGAACCCGGGACUCGGGCUCGAAGGACCAGCAACAACUCGGCGAAUAACUCGGCGGUCCUCUUCGGACCUGUUACGGAUUUGUAGCGAACGAACCUGCGACACUUCGCUGUGAUAGUCGCCGCUGAGAUCGUGUGGUCGACCCUCUGUGGGCUUGUUUGAGAACUCUUUUUGUGUACUUCUGAAAGGACAUCACCUUUUUCACGUUUGUAUUACGUAAUGUGGUUAUGGUAGCUGCUGAGACAGUGAACAAGAGAACUUAUAAUUAUUUAGUGUUCUUUUAGAAGGACAAUACAAUUAAGACUAUCCUAACGCUCAGUAAUUCAAUGUAGAGUUUGAAAUCAAAGCUUGCAGAAUUAAAAGCGAGCUAUUAGAGAUAAAUAGUCCGCUGUAGUCAAUCAAUUAGCUUUCAUAAAAUUUACUAAUCAUAUCGCGCUUCCCAUUAUGUACGAAAUUGUAGUUCUAAAUGAAGGACCAACUAAGGUUAAAAGCUUACCCUCUGUUUCAUAUUGCAUAACUGUAUAUUGAACGUCCUAAAUAAAGGACUAGCAUAAAUAGGCGCUGGCUAAGAUUUUAUUGACAUUAUUUUUAUUACUCAUUGUUAUUAAAAUAUCACAUUAUACACACUCGUAAAAUAAACAUAAUAUCUAGGUGUAUACAAUAUACACUGUCCAUCCUUAUUGAAGAACUGAUUAAACUGUACGUUAUUUAUGGCUUCAUAAAUUAUAGCUCCAUAGUUUUCUAAAUAAUGGUCACAAAAUACUGUUACUCAUCCCAACUAAUAUUAUAAAUGCGAAAGUAACUCUGUCUGUCUGUCUGUCUGUCUGUCUGUCUGUCUGUUACGCUUUCCCGCUUAAAUCUCGCAACCGAUUUUGAUGAAAUUUGGCAUAGAGAUAGUUUGAGUCCCGGGAAAGAACAUAGGAUAGUUUUUAUCCCGGUUUUUGAAACAGGGACGCGCGCGAUAAAGUUUUUCUGUGACAGACAAAAUUCCACGCGGGCGAAGCCGCGGGCGGA